UAAAUAAAUACCCCCCAAGUUCCCUUUUGCUUCUUCCACAACACCACCCUCUAUCAAUUAUCUUCUUCUUACUCUCACAACACAAACACAACACAACCUUCUCUCUUUCUAACCUUGUCAGACCAAAUCCACAACAAUGGCUUUAAGGAAACCAAGUAGGCUUCCUCAAACAGCACUCAUCAAGCAAAUCCUCAAGAGGUGCUCAAGUCUAGGGAAGAAACAAGGCUAUGAUGAUGUCCCUAAAGGUCACUUUGUUGUGUAUGUUGGAGAAAACAGGAGCAGGUACAUUGUUCCAAUUUCUUUCCUAAGCCGCCCUGAGUUCCAAACACUUCUCCAUCAGGCAGAGGAAGAAUAUGGGUUUGAUCAUGACAAGGGUCUCACAAUUCCAUGUGAAGAAGAAGUUUUUGAGUCUCUCACAUCCAUGCUCAGAUGAGAAAAUUAACACCUCAAGAUGAAGCUGCUUGAAAAUUGCUUCUCUGACUUGAUUUUCUCUGCUUUUUCCUUUGAAUUAAUAUAUAUGUUAGUUAAUGUUUUGAGGUUCCUGUUUUAGAGAGACUACUCUAACCUCUGAAACAUGAUUAUUAGCCCAUGAAAGAGUCUUGUCUUGUGGGUUUAGAUUGUAAAUCUAGUAGCUAUAGAAAUUAGCAGCAUUUUUCCAGCAGAGGUGAAUGGCCGUACAAAUGUACCCUGUUGGUGAACUAAUCUAAAAGGGUGUUGAUGAAAUCUUUAUAUUCCUUCUUUA
Messenger RNA from Lotus japonicus, 742 nucleotides. RefSeq names its product protein SMALL AUXIN UP-REGULATED RNA 51-like. The coding region runs from base 137 to 433 and encodes 98 amino acids. Gene Ontology annotation, biological process: response to auxin. The record is from RefSeq and is a predicted model, not a curated record. The transcript has a single exon. Lineage: Eukaryota; Viridiplantae; Streptophyta; Magnoliopsida; Fabales; Fabaceae.